AUGGUAGCUUCCGCGAACAUCGCCUUGUUAGUUGCCGUGUUCCUGCUAAACUCAGAUCGCAUUCAGAAAGCCAUUGAGAUAUGCAACGAAUGUUUGAUUUUGCUAAAUAACACCGAUCAAAACAGAAAAGACCAAUUUGACUCACCACAGCUACAAUUUUACGGCGCCUUCUAUGAAGUUCUUUUCAGCGCCUAUUGUCGUAUCUCUGACUACAUUAGUGCGGAAAGAUGCGGCAAGAAACUGCUUGUCUUAUACAGCGAGUAUGGUGACUUAGUGAAAGAAGGAAACGUAAGCAUAGCUCUAGCAGAGAUUGCCGAGAGUCUAAUAAAGUUUGCAAAUGCCAAACAACUUUAUGAAAAAGCGGUUAAAAUAAAGAGACAAAGUGGUGAUAAAAUUGGAGAAGCAAACGCCUGCACAAGACUCGGAACUAUGUUAUAUAAACUCGGCGAAAACCUAAAUGCGAAAGAAUAUCUUGAGAAGGCCCUUACCAUAACAACCAAAAUUGGCGACCAAAGAGGAAAAGCAUCCUGUUAUGAAAAACUAGGUAAUGUAUUUGGGUCUCUCGGGCAAUACGACAAGGCUAAAGAGUAUCUCCAAAAGGCGCUUGUCAUCAGAACUGAGAUUGGCGACAGAAAAGGAGAAGCAUCAUGUUAUGGAAACCUAGGUACUGUGUUUCAGUCGCUCGGACAAUACGACAAGGCUAAAGAGUAUCUCCAAAAGGCGCUCGUCAUCAGAACUGAGAUUGGCGAUAGAAAAGGAGAGGCAGCUGAUUACGGAGACCUAGGUACUGUGUUUGAGUCGCUCGGGCAAUACGACAAGGCUAAAGAGUAUCUCCAAAAGGCGCUCGUCAUCAGAACUGAGAUUGGCGACAGAGAAGGAGAAGCGUCAUGUUAUGGAAGCCUAGGUACUGUGUUUCAGUCGCUCGGGAAAUACGAUAAGGCUAAAGAGUAUCAUAAAAAAGCUCUUGUCAUCAGAACUGAGAUUGGCGACAGAAAAGGAGAAGCAUCAUGUUAUGGAAACCUAGGUACUGUGUUUGAGUCCCUCGGGCAAUACGACAAGGCUAAAGAGUAUCUCCAAAAGGCGCUCGUCAUCGAAACUGAGAUUGGCGGCAGAAAAGGAGAAGCAUCAUGUUAUGGAAGCCUAGGUACUGUGUUUUUUUCGCUCGGGCAAUACGACAAGGCUAAAGAGUAUCUCCAAAAGGCGCUUGUCAUCAGAACUGAGAUUGGCGACAGAAAAGGAGAAGCAACAUGUUAUGGAAACCUAGGUACUGUGUUUGAGUACCUCGGGCAAUACGACAAGGCUAAAGAGUAUCUCCAAAAGGCGAUUGUCAUCAAAGCUGAGAUUGGCAACAGAAAAGGAGAAGCAACAUGUUAUGGAAACCUAGGUACUGUGUUUCUUUCGCUCGGGCAAUACGACAAGGCUAAAGAGUAUCUCCAAAAGGCGCUUGUCAUCAGAACUGAGAUUGGCGACAGAAAAGGAGAAGCAACAUGUUAUGGAAACUUAGGUACUGUGUUUGAGUCCCUCGGGCAAUACGACAAGGCUAAAGAGUAUCUCCAAAAGGCGAUUGUCAUCAAAGCUGAGAUUGGCAACAGAAAAGGAGAAGCAACAUGUUAUGGAAACCUAGGUACUGUGUUUCACUCGCUCGGGCAAUACGACAAGGCUAAAGAGUAUCUCCAAAAGGCGCUCGUCAUCAGAACUGAGAUUAGCGACAGAGAAGGAGAGGCAGCUGAUUACGGAAACCUAGGUACUGUGUUUGAGUCCCUCGGGCAAUACGACAAGGCUAAAGAGUAUCUCCAAAAGGCGCUCGUCAUCGAAACUGAGAUUGGCGGCAGAAAAGGAGAAGCAUCAUGUUAUGGAAGCCUAGAUACUGUGUUUUUUUCGCUCGGGCAAUACGACAAGGCUAAAGAGUAUCUCCAAAAGGCGCUCGUCAUCAGAACUGAGAUUGGCGACAGAGAAGGAGAGGCAGCUGAUUAGGGAGACCUAGGUACUGUGUUUGAGUCGCUCGGGCAAUACCACAAGGCUAAAGAGUAUCUCCAAAAGGCGCUCGUCAUCAGAACUGAGAUUGGCGACAGAGAAGGAGAAGCGUCAUGUUAUGGAAACCUAGGUACUGUGUUUCAGUCGCUCGGGAAAUACGAUAAGGCUAAAGAGUAUCAUCAAAAAGCUCUUGUCAUCAGAACUGAGAUUGGCGACAGAAAAGGAGAAGCAACAUGUUAUGGAAACCUAGGUACUGUGUUUGAGUCGUUCGGGCAAUACGACAAGGCUAAAGAGUAUCUCCAAAAGGCGCUCGUCAUCAGAACUGAGAUUGGCGACAGAGAAGGAGAGGCAGCUGAUUACGGAAACCUAGGUAUUGUGUUUGAGUCGCUCGGGCAAUACGACAAGGCUCAAGAGUAUCUCCAAAAGGCGCUUGUCAUCAGAACUGAGAUUGGCGACAGGAAAGGAGAAGCAUCAUGUUAUGGAAACCUAGGUACUGUGUUUCUGUUCUUCGGGCAAUACGACAAGGCUAGAGAGUAUCUCCAAAAGGCGCUCGUCAUCAGAACUGAGAUUGGCGACAGAGAAGGAGAGGCAGCUGAUUACGGAAACCUAGGUACUGUGUUUGAGUCGCUCGGGCAAUACUACAAGGCUAAAGAGUAUCUCCAAAAGGCGCUUGUCAUCAGAACUGAGAUUGGCGACAGAAAAGGAGAAGCAUCAUGUUAUGGAAACCUAGGUACUGUGUUUCAGUCGCUCGGGCAAUACGACAAGGCUAAAGAGUAUCUCCAAAAGGCGCUCGUCAUCAGAACUGAGAUUGGCGAUAGAAAAGGAGAGGCAGCUGAUUACGGAAACCUAGGUACUGUGUUUGAGUCGCUCGGGCAAUACGACAAGGCUAAAGAGUAUCUCCAAAAGGCGCUCGUCAUCAGAACUGAGAUUGGCGACAGAAAAGGAGAAGCGUCAUGUUAUGGAAACCUAGGUACUGUGUUUCAGUCGCUCGGGAAAUAAGAUAAGGCUAAAGAGUAUCAUCAAAAAGCUCUUGUCAUCAGAACUGAGAUUGGCGACAGAAAAGGAGAAGCAUCAUGUUAUGGAAACCUUGGUACUGUGUUUGAGUCGCUUGGGCAAUACGACAAGGCUAAAGAGUAUCUCCAAAAGGCGCUUGUCAUCAGAACUGAGAUUGGCGACAGAGAAGGAGAGGCAGCUGACUACGGAAACCUAGGUACUGUGUUUGAGUCGCUCGGGCAAUACGACAAGGCUAAAGAGUAUCUCCAAAAGGCGCUUGUCAUCAGAACUGAGAUUGGCGACAGAGAAGGAGAGGCAGCUGAUUACGGAAACCUUGGUACUGUGUUUGAGUCGCUCGGGCAAUACGACAAGGCUCAAGAGUAUCUCCAAAAGGCGCUUGUCAUCAGAACUGAGAUUGGCGACAGAAAAGGAGAAGCAUCAUGUUAUGGAAACCUAGGUACUGUGUUUCGGUUGCUCGGGCAAUACGACAGGGCUAAAGAGUAUCUCCAAAAAGCGUUUGUCAUCAGAACUGAGAUUGGCGACAGAGAAGGAGAGGCAGCUGAUUACGGAAACCUAGGUACUGUGUUUGAGUCGCUCGGGCAAUACUACAAGGCUAAAGAGUAUCUCCAAAAGGCGAUUGUCAUCAAAGCUGAGAUUGGCAACAGAAAAGGAGAAGCAACAUGUUAUGGAAACCUAGGUACUGUGUUUCAGUUCCUCGGGCAAUACGACAAGGCUAAAGAGUAUCUCCAAAAGGCGCUCGUCAUCAGAACUGAGAUUGGCGACAGAGAAGGAGAGGCAGCUGAUUACGGAAACCUAGGUACUGUGUUUGAGUCACUCGGGCAAUACGACAAGGCUAAAGAGUAUCUCCAAAAGGCGCUUGUCAUCAGAACUGAGAUUGGCGACAGAAAAGGAGAAGCAUCAUGUUAUGGAAACCUAGGUAUUGUGUUUCAGUCGCUCGGGAAAUACGACAAGGCCAAAGAGUAUUUCGAGAAGGCGCUUGUUAUCACAACUAAAAUUGGCGACAGAAAUGGAGAAGCAUCUUGUCAUGGAAACCUAGUUAAUGUGUUUCGGUCGCUCAGGCAAUACGACAAGGCUAAAGAGUAUCUCCAAAAGGCGAUUGUCAUUAAAGCUGAGAUUGGCGACAGGAAAGGAGAAGCAUCAUGUUAUGGAAACCUAGGUGCUGUGUUUCUUUCGCUCGGGCAAUACGACAAGGCUAAAGAGUAUCUCCAAAAGGCGCUUGUCAUCAAAACUGAAAUUAGUGAUAAGCGAGGUGAAGCAGUAGAUCUUGCAAACCUUGGAAGUGUGUUUAGAACUGUUGGAGAUUAUGAAGAUUCGGAAGUAUGCUUGAAGAAAGCUUUAUCCAUAUCCAGAGAUAUUGGUGAUAGAAAAAGCGAGUUCCAAAUCCUUAGAGAGUACGCCAUUUUGUAUCUAUUUCAAUGUAAAAUCGAAGACUCCCUUACGUGUCUUCGUCUUUGCAUAAAAAUUUAUGAUGAGCUAAGAUAUUUCUUAGGCGCCAAUGAUGAGUUCAAAACAUCAUUUCUGGAGGACUCAGGAAUAUUUCCCUACAAGCUGCUUUGUAAUUUGCUUUGUGCCACCGGAAAUGUGCGGGAUGCUCUUUAUGUUGAGGAGUUAAGUCGAGCUAGAGGCCUAUCAGACUUGAUGGCAGAGAAGUACUCGCUUGAAACGCACAUUUCUGCUAAUCCACAAUCUUGGUUUAGCAUUGAGAACAUUUUUAGAAAGAAAAAUAACUGUACUUGUCUGUACAUUUCUUAUUUUCACAAUUGUCUGCAUUUGUGGAUCUUGAAAACAAGUGGAGUCCUUCACUAUAAAGCAAUAUCACUAGAAGAGUAUCUAGUUCAGGCUGGGUUGGCCAAAGAUUUGCCUCUGAGUAAAUUUUUGACUGAUAAUCUCCAGAGUCUUGGUAAUUUACCAAUUGAAGAUUGUGAAGAUCGGUCUUUAAAUAUGGUUGAAUUGCAACCUCUUUCCCCCGAGAAAAAGAGCUCAGCAAGAUUGCGACUCUUGGAGGAGGACGAGGAAGUCAUUUCAAGUCUAUCUUUGUGUUACAAAAUGUUUAUUGCCCCCGUUUAUGAUUUGCUUGAGGAGCCUGAAGUCAUUAUUGUCCCUGACCGCAGUUUGUACAAAGUUCCCUUUGCUGCCCUAAGUGAAACGGAGGGAGCCGAGUACCUGUCGGAGACUCAUAGGAUCCGUAUCAUUCCUUCUUUGACGACACUCAAGAUCAUUCAAGAUAGUCCAGAGGACUAUCACAGCAACACUGGUGCCUUGAUAAUAGGCAAUCCCAAGGUUCAUUGGCUGCUGCCAUUGCCAGGUGCAAGAAAGGAAGCCGAGAUGGUCGGACAACUGGUUGGUGUUUCGCCUCUGCUAGAAAAGGAAGCAACGAAGCGGGCGGUACUUGAGCGCAUAAGUUCAGUGAGCUUGAUACAUUUUGCUGCCCAUGGUAACGCCGAAAGGGGAGAAAUUGCCCUUUCCUCCAUUCCUAUUGCCAACAGUCGAAACGAUAUCCCACCAAAGGAAGCUUACAUGUUGACGAUGGCUGAUGUCUCACAAGUGAAAGUCAGAGCUAAACUGGUGGUACUUAGCUGCUGUCACAGUGGAAGUGGAGAGAUAAGAGCCGAGGGAAUUAUAGGAAUUGCCCGUGCGUUCUUAGGAUCCGGAGCUCGUUCGGUGUUGGUUGCGCUGUGGGCCAUUUCAGACAAAGCAACAGAGCAGCUGAUGAGUCGGUUCUACGAACACCUUGUUGAAGGAGAAAGUGCCAGUGAAUCCCUUCAUCAGGCCAUGAAGUGGAUGAGAAAAAAGGGCCCUGCCCAAGUGUCUGAGUGGGCUUCGUUUACGCUGAUUGGAGAUGACGUGAGGCUCGAUUUUGACAAGCAGAGGUAA
Molecule: messenger RNA, 5862 nt
Organism: Pocillopora meandrina
Lineage: Eukaryota; Metazoa; Cnidaria; Anthozoa; Scleractinia; Pocilloporidae
Source: the annotation of a GenBank genome assembly